GCUGCGUGACCUUGUGACAGUUUCAGCAGUUGUGCGACAGUAGGGAGCCUGAACACGGUGUGGUGGUCUGGAUCUGGGUGGAGUUAAGGAUCCGUGUCACGCACACUGACAACUGGGAAGCACACACACAACAAACAGGUGUCUUCCUCCUCUUUCAGACGCACAGUCACACUUUCGGGGGGCCUCCUGUCCGCACACUGAACGCUCCUCUUUCCUUUAUCUAACUUUUAAAACUCCCCGGAAAUCAUUUCGAAACACAGCUUUCACACAAUGCACGCGGCACAGAAAGACACCACCUUCACCAAGAUCUUUGUGGGAGGUCUUCCUUAUCACACAACCGACUCAAGUCUGAGAAAAUACUUCGAGGUGUUUGGAGAAAUCGAAGAGGCCGUUGUUAUCACUGACCGGCAGACGGGCAAAUCCAGAGGUUAUGGAUUCGUGACCAUGGCAGACCGGGCCUCUGCCGACCGAGCCUGCAAGGACCCCAACCCCAUAAUAGAUGGAAGGAAAGCCAAUGUGAACCUGGCGUAUCUUGGGGCCAAACCCAGGGUCAUUCAGCCAGGCUUUGCAUUUGGUGUGCCUCAGAUCCAUCCAGCAUUCAUCCAGAGACCUUACGGGAUCCCAGCUCAUUAUGUCUUCCCUCAAGCCUUUGUCCAACCCAGCGUGGUGAUCCCUCAUGUACAACCGUCUGCGGCUACAGCAACAGCUGCUGCUGCCACUUCCCCAUACCUUGACUAUACUGGAGCAGCUUAUGCCCAGUACUCUGCAGCUGCUGCGACUGCUGCUGCUGCAGCUGCUGCCUAUGAGCAGUAUCCGUACGCAGCUUCACCAGCACCGACGAGCUACAUGACUACAGCGGGGUAUGGGUACGCUGUCCAGCAGCCGCUUGCCACCGCUGCCACCCCAGGAGCAGCAGCAGCUGCUGCGGCCUUCAGUCAGUAUCAGCCUCAGCAGCUCCAGACAGAUCGCAUGCAGUAAAACCUUUAAGACUACCUUACAGAAAGAAAAGAAGGGGAGGUGAGCUCUUUCCACGAAGAGGGUGAAGGGAGGAGAUGCAGACAGAUUGAGGCUGAUUUAAAAAGAAAAGAAAGGUUGUCACUUCCAGGUUUUAACUAAGCAGAACCUCUACCAAAGAGCGAGAAGACAAUGUUGAGACAAGUGAGGAAUGUAUAUUUUAUUCAAGUGAGAUCAGUAUUGGAUAUAAAUGAAUAUUUAAUAUUUAUUCAGCAGUAAAAAAUUUGUCAGGUUAACUGAAGUUGACUCGCUGGACAUCAAGACAGCUGUUGCUGAGUUUUGUAUAUAUGUUGCAGGGGUAAGUCCAAAGUGCAUUCAUGUCUUAUGAUCAGAUUUCUUCCACGCUAAUUUAAAAAUCAGCGAUAACACCUGGCGACAGUAUGUUACACCUUCAUGCAGUUCUCAGUAUUGAAAUAGUUUCGGACCAUUUUUUUCUUUUUGUUUCACAAAGCUAUCCAGGCACUGAUGGAAACGUCAGUGUUUAUUAAGACUUUAUAUAUAUAUAUACACACACAUAUAUAUUAUUGUUUGGAGUGAGGUAGAUUAGAGACCCUUGGGAAAAGAAAUCCCUUUUAAAAAGUAUUUUUUUUCUGCGGUACAUAAGACAAAAUGCUCUGGUGACAGCUGAAGCUGGUAAAAGCACUCGCGCGUCUUCCCUUUUAAUCACUCAAGUAUGUUCAGCUAAAGGGAAGAAACGCUGUUGAAUGUGAAUCUUUCAUUUUCAUAAAAUGUUUCAUCGUGUGUUUAAAUUAUGCUAUUUAUGUAUUUAUUAUGGAGCCUUACAGCAAUAAACCCUUUGUUUUCAUAUGUUAGUAUAAAAGUCUACUGUGGAACAUGUCCAUGUGUGCUGCUGCAUUUCUCAUGAUCAAGAGCAUAUGAUGGAUGUGAACGCUCGGCUUUGCAAAGCUGUCGUCUGUAUAAAGAACAAAUGAUGAGUGGAAAGGUAGCAGUAACUUUAAAGUGUUUCUUUUUUUCUAUACUGUUCUGUUGUUUUUAUGUUGUCUAAUAGAUUAAUAGCUCUUUAAUGUCACUUUUGAUACUUGACUAAUUUGAUAACUGAGAGGCUGUUUUUAAAAUUGAUCACAUUUUAUGUCUUUUGACAUUAAAGGUUUUCUGAUGCAAGAGCGACAGCUGUUGACCUUGUAAUGCAUGACUCAACUAUACAGAUAUUUUAUUUGGGAAAUAAAUCAAAAUUUACCUUCAA
Molecule: messenger RNA, 2218 nt
Organism: Pundamilia nyererei
Lineage: Eukaryota; Metazoa; Chordata; Actinopteri; Cichliformes; Cichlidae
Gene: rbm24b
Product: RNA binding motif protein 24b
Exons: 4
Coding region: 271-978 (235 amino acids)
Biological process (GO): positive regulation of myotube differentiation; mRNA stabilization; regulation of alternative mRNA splicing, via spliceosome
Cellular component (GO): cytosol; nucleus
Molecular function (GO): mRNA 3'-UTR binding
Source: RefSeq, a predicted model, not a curated record